AUGUCUGAAAACUCCCUAACUGUAUCUUUAGGUAAUGCUUUAUCAUCUCUUGAUUGCAGCUCUCCGCUAGUAGGCGCAGUGGUGCUCGACUUUGUGGGAGAAGCAUUAGAAGCCUUAAGUUAUGCGAACCUGUCUGCUGAGAUUUCUCCUCAACCCACAUCCAUCUCUGAAAAUAUCAGGGUUUGGCUUCCUGAUGCGGUGCAGCUUUGGUUGUACCUGAAAGCAUCUUCUUUACUCCCAUCCGAGCGCUUUAUGAAGCAGAAUCUUGAUUGCGGCAUUAGUGGCAUUGUUCUUUCUGCAUUUUCUGCCAGUGCCUGUGAACUUCGUGUCUCGGUUCCAAAGAUUGUGAUGGCCAUAGGCGAAAUCACUAGAGGAAUCAAGUGUAACUGUUUUAUGAAGGAAGACAUGUUGACAUCAUCUGAUAUAUUGUGGAGACCUGGAGUUCAAUUUCUUAUGCCAGCACAUUCCCCAAGCCAAAGAUAUAAGAAACGGACAACAAAGCUUAGGUCUCAUGAUAGAAGAAGACAGGUUGCACACCUAUAUCAAUCAUUGAUGGAUAACAGAGAUUAUAGGUUAUUUAUUCCACCUUUGCUAAGAGAUGAACGGGAGACUGUCAAAAGCCAUCCGAGUGGUUCUUUGGCUUCCAAGUUCUUCUGUGGUGUUCGUAAUGCUAGGAAGAAAUCACAUUUGGGUGAAGCUUUUUCCACUCAGGAGCAACUUAUAGAGGAGCCUUGGCUAUCACAGCCAUCCAUUGGCAUGCAGCGGGCUGUAAAUAGUUAUACUGUUAUUGAUAAUGGUAUGCAGAAGUCAGAACUCUUAAAUCAAUCCAGUCUUAGUGAGGAUUUCAGCCAUAAGUUGGAUUAUGAUGAGAAAGGAAGUAACAGUUCUGAAUCAGAAAAUACAUUUUUAAUGAAUUAUCUUGUCGAGGAGCCUUGGAUAUUUGAUUCCUUUGCAGUUACUUCUGGAACAGAGAUAGUUUCGAGUGCCUUCAGUAAUGAGUCUAGUGAAGAUAAGGUCACCCUGUCAGUAUUUGAUGAGCAGCAAAAGUCCAUACCUGAGAACCUGCUGCAUGAGAGAAAAAGCAACAUGACGUCAAAGGACUCUGUUUCCACUGUUAUAUUGAUAAAUUCUUCUGUAUGUACCGUUCAAAGGAUUGCCGUUCUAGAAAAUGAUCAACUGGUCGAACUGUUAUUGGAGCCUGUAGAAACCAAAGUGCAGUGUGGUAAUGUUUAUUUAGGAGUUGUAACUCAGCUAGCUCCAAACAUGGGAGGUGCAUUUGUAAAUAUUGGCAGCCCAAGGGCAUGUUUCAUGGAUAUAAAGUUCUAUAGGAAACCAUUUAUAUUACCUUUCUCUCAUAGUCCCAUGAAGGAAAGAGAGGUACGUGCCCCCAUGUUUGAUAAAUCUGGAGUGGAGGUGGAUUUUCCCCAAACUGGAGCCUUCUUCAGUGGAGUUGAAGAAUCAGACGAGGUGGAGUGUGACCAAAGUGAAGACGAGUUUGAAGGUGAGGAGAACCAUUUUCAUUGUGAUGAUGUUUUGGACACUAUCAAGGAAAGUGUUAAUGGUGGUGUUGUUAGACAUGGAAGUGAGGUUGAUACACAGAAGUCCUUGGAGCAGCUUAAUGGGGAUUUGGAGCAGCUUAAUGGGGAUGUGGAGCAGCUGGGGGCUAGAACUGGAGACCUGGAUGCAAACAGUGAGGUUUUAAGCACCAAAAAAACUAAGUGGGCUAAAGUUAAAAAGGGCUCUAAGAUCAUUGUACAAGUUAUUAAAGAAGGAUUGGGUACAAAAAGCCCCACACUGACUGCUUAUCCAAAACUGAGUAGCAGAUUCUGGGUACUGAGCACUUGCGUCAAGAAAAUUGGAGUUUCUAAGAAAAUCUCUGGUGCUGAGCGAAAAAGAUUACGGACUUUAGCAGAAACCUUGCGGCCUCCUGGAUUUGGUCUCACUGUAAGGACAGCUGCUUAUGGUCAUUCAUUAGAGGAAUUGCAAAAAGAUUUGGAAGGUCUAUUAUCAACGUGGAAAAAUAUAGUGGACCAUGCAAUAUCUGCGACUCUUGCUGCCGAUGAAGGUAUUGAUGGUGCUGUUCCUGUUAUGUUGCACAAGGCAAUGGGCCAAACACUCUCUGUUGUCCGAGAUAUUUUUAAUAAGAAGGUGAAGAGCAUGGUGGUGGAUUCUCCACGGACUUAUCAUGAGGUUACCAACUAUCUUCAGGACAUAGAUCCCAAUCUUUGUGAAAGAGUUGAGUUAUAUAGCAAAAGGACUCCAAUUUUUGAUGAGUACAACAUUGAGGAAGAAAUCAAUAAUAUUCUGAGUAAAAGGGUUCGUCUGGCUAAUGGUGGUUAUCUAGUGAUUGAACAAACGGAGGCCCUGGUGUCCAUUGAUGUAAAUGGGGGUCAAGGUGUGCUAGGUCAAGGGACUUCACAAGAGAAAGCGGUUCUUAAAGUGAACCUUGCUGCGGCUAAGCAAAUUGCCAGAGAAUUACGGCUGAGAGAUAUUGGUGGAAUAAUUGUGGUAGAUUUCAUUGAUAUGAGAUAUGAUGUCCAAUCUUUGCAUGAAGAAACCUUCGCAAGCUCCACCUUAGAAAUAGGCACUUAUUUAGAGAUCAGAGCAAAUAGAAGGAAGGUUUAUCAAGAAGUCAAAAAGGCCGUCAAGAGGGACCGGUCGAAAGUUGAUGUUCGCCCUAGUGUUUCAUUUAUGAUUAGUGAACCAUGCACCUACUGCCAUGCAACUGGAAGAGUGGAAGCAUUGGACACUUCAUUUUCGAAAAUCGAACAUGAAAUCUGUCGACUUUUGGCAACCACAGAGCAGAAAGCGGAGCCAGAGAACCCCAAAACUUGGCCACGGUUUGUUCUUAGGGUUAAUGGAGACAUGUGCAAGUAUAUGACCACAGGAAGGAGGACCAGGCUAGCAGUUUUAAGCAGUUCCCUUAAAGUUUGGAUCCUCCUAAAGGUGGCUAGAGGGUUCAGCAGAGGGGUAUUUGAGCUGAAACUACUUUUGCCAGGCGAAGAUGCAGACGGAAUGCAUGAGAAUCAGGCAAUACCAACCCCAAUAGCGCAGCUUAAGGAUGUAAUAACUCACUCCUCCACCAAACCCCCUCAAAUCACUAUCUUUCCUAUGAAAAAUCGGAAACCCGGUCUCGAAUCAUAGAUUAGCUCUCGCGCUCAAUUCUAGUUUCCUAGAGUUUUGUAUCUGUAGUAAUUUUGGAAGUUUUGUAGUAGAGAAACAAUUAUUGGGCAUGUGAAAAUUCUAAUUUCGGGACAAAAAAGUCUCUUUCCAAUGAAUUCUUUCAGCAAAGUUUGAGAAGAGCAUUG
This is a messenger RNA of Striga asiatica, 3308 nucleotides long. Lineage: Eukaryota; Viridiplantae; Streptophyta; Magnoliopsida; Lamiales; Orobanchaceae. The record is from the annotation of a GenBank genome assembly.